Molecule: messenger RNA, 306 nt
Organism: Molossus molossus (Pallas's mastiff bat)
Lineage: Eukaryota; Metazoa; Chordata; Mammalia; Chiroptera; Molossidae
Product: small ubiquitin-related modifier 1-like
Exons: 1
Coding region: 1-306 (101 amino acids)
Biological process (GO): protein sumoylation
Cellular component (GO): nucleus; PML body
Molecular function (GO): ubiquitin-like protein ligase binding; protein tag activity
Source: RefSeq, a predicted model, not a curated record
AUGUCUGACCAGGAGCCAAAACCUUCAACUGAGGACUUGGGGGAUAAAAAGGAAGGAGAAUACAUUAAACUCAAGGUCAUUGGACAGGAUAGCAGUGAGAUUCACUUCAAAGUAAAAAUGACAACACAUCUCAAGAAACUCAAAGAAUCAUACUGUCAAAGACAGGGAGUUCCAAUGAAUUUACUCAGGUUUCUCUUUGAAGGUCAGAGAAUUGCUGAUAAUCACACUCCAAAAGAACUGGGACUGGAAGAAGAAGGUGUGAUUGAAGUUUAUCAGGAACAAAUGGGGGGUCAUUCAACAGUUUAG